GCUCUCUUCCAAAUGAAUCCCUCAAAGGCCCUUGGGCCGGAUGGUUUUUCAACAGGUUUUUUCCGAAGUUUUUGGGGAACUGUGAAAGAAGAUGUGGUGGCGCCAUGCUUGAGCUUCCUAAAUGGCAGAGGAGAAUUACCUGCUGGGUUAAACUUCACUCAUAUUGUGCUCAUCCCCAAAUGAGCCAACCCGAGAAGCAUGUCUGAUUUACGCCCUAUUAGCUUGUGUAAUGUCAUUUACCGUAUCUUAACAAAAGCCUUAGCAAAUUGGUUUACACAAGUGCUGCAACAUGUAAUUUCUUUGGAGCAGCGUGCUUUCCUUCCGAACAGACUGAUUACUGACAAUGCUAUGAUUGCCUUUGAGGUUCUACACUAUAUGCACAACAAGGGGCGUAGAAAAAGGGGUUGGCAAGCAGUGAAACUAGAUAUGAGUAAGGCUUUUGAUCGAGUGGAAUGGUCAUACCUUGUGCAAGUCAUGCGUGCCUUUGGUUUUGUAGAAGAUUGGAUUCGGUUAAUUAUGGCAUGUGUCACAUCCGUCCAAUAUGCUGUCCUUCUAAAUGCUAUGAUCCACGAAGCUGAACGGCAUAAGUUGCUUCAUGGGGUGAGGAAAUCCUCUAUCACCUUCAGCAGUAAUGUACAGCAGGCAACCAGAUCAAGAAUCCUUCAACUACUGGGGAUGACGGAAAUAGAACAAGCAGGACAGUACUUGGGUUUCCUAGCACAUGUAGGACAAUCUCAAACAGUAGCUUUUUCAAGCCUGAAGUUAAAGUUUUGGACAAGGUUAAAUGAAUGGCGUGAGCAACCUUUGUCUAAAGCAGGAAGAGAGGUCUUGAUUAAAUCAGUAUUGCAAUCUCCUCCCAUUUACAUUAUGGGGCUUUUCUACUUACCCCUCACAUUGUGCUCAAAGCUAGAGAAAAUUAUGAAUAGAUAUUGGUGGGGAGGUGGAGAAGACACCCACAAAAUCCACUGGAUGGAGUGGAGGAAGUUAGCCUUACCAAAGAAGAGUGGUGGAUUGGGCUUUCGAGCCUUCCAUGAAUUCAACAUAGCAAUGUCUGAGCUAAAACCCACAUUAAGUCUCAUAUGGCGUAGUAUUUGGUGUUCAAAGGAACUGUUGAAAAGAGGCUGCAGACAUCUGAUUGGUGAUGGUCGAGGCACUCUUAUAUGGGGCGAUCCUUGGAUCCCAAACGAUUCCCAAUUUCUUGUCCAAUCUCCACAUCUUGAGAGGUGUGAGUUUCAAUAUAUGAGAAGGAGUGAUGGCUGGACAUGGGCUUUCACACGGAAUGGAAAUUAUACAGUCCGAUCAGGGUAUCACCAAGCAAUCCACAUGCAUAAUCACUCUGUUGAUCCAUCUAGCUUCACCACUAACUUUCGAGGGUGCCAUAUUUGGGUUCUAAAUAUACCAAAGAAGGUUCGCUUACUAGCUUGGAGUGCAUAUAGAGACAUUCUCCCCACUAUGAUAAACUUACAACGGAAAAGAGUAGUUGUGGAUCUUGAGUGCCCAAUGUGCCACAUGGAUAUUGAAACUGUGAACCACUGUUUUAUGGCUUGUCCUAUGGCUCGGGCAAUGUGGUUGGGCUCCUCUUUGAGCCUUAGAGUAUCAGAGCUUCAUGUUGAUAAUUUUGCUGGUUUUUUCGAGGCCAUGACAACUAUUCUAGGAUCGGAGCAACUGGAACUUUUUUGCAUCCUAUGUUGGAAAUUAUGGUGCUGCAGGAACGAAGCUCUGUGGGAAGGCAAGACCAUGGAACCUAAGCAGAUAAUAGAGAAAGCUUUACUUUUUCUGCAGGAAUACAAUGCUGCUCUAUUAUCACGAGGUAGAGGGGCAGCUAGUGUGCAGAGGAGAAGUGAGACGCGGUGGAGGCCACCUGAUGCUGGAUUUGUAAAGAUCAAUGUGGAUGGAGCAAUCUGUGCACAGCGAGAGCUUUAUGGAUUGGGAGCUGUGGCACGUGACUCAUCAGGGGAGGUGAUUGCUGCUAUGAUGUCUGAGGGAUAUGGGCAGAUCUCAGCUGAGGAAAGUGAAGCAUGCAGCCUGCGAAACGCUUUGAGAUGGGCGAGGGACCUUAUGAUCGACAAGUUGUUGUGGAGACCGAUUGUGCAAGCAUCGUCACAGCAAUCAACGAUGAUACUCUUUCCUUGAAUUCCAAUCUUGGAUAUAUCCUCCUAGACUGCAAGCAUCUCAUGGCAUCUUUCACUAUAUGUCGCCUGGAACAUGUUCGCCGUAGUGGAAACCCGUAGCUCACGAACUUGCAAGAAGAGCACUCCAAGCAGAGGAUGACUUCACCUGGCUAGAUAGAGCACCAGAGUUUAUAUCACACCUUGUAACAGGGGAUAGGGCGGUUGAUAAAUGAUGUACAAAUCCUGUUACUUUUCCUUAUGAAUAAAGUGUGCAUGCUUUA
Molecule: messenger RNA, 2392 nt
Organism: Rubroshorea leprosula
Lineage: Eukaryota; Viridiplantae; Streptophyta; Magnoliopsida; Malvales; Dipterocarpaceae
Source: the annotation of a GenBank genome assembly